AUGAAGAAGCUGCUUGAAGCAACUGGAAUGUCUGAAAACGAUCGUGAAGAUGUGCUGGAGAUGAUUAUGGAAACUACUGGAGCUCGCCAAAUAAUUGACGACGUUAUGAAGACAUUGUCAAGUACAGAACUUUUCGGCAUGCAAGGCGAACUCAAGGAAGUAACGGAACGAAUGACGAACAUGUUCAAAAAACUUGAGAAAACUUUCGAUCGAAGGCAGAAGAAGGAUAUGAAGAGACGAGGAUUCACGUUUUUGGAGACCAAUCAGAUUGAGGAGCUUCAUGGCAAUAAA
Molecule: messenger RNA, 291 nt
Organism: Ostertagia ostertagi
Lineage: Eukaryota; Metazoa; Nematoda; Chromadorea; Rhabditida; Trichostrongylidae
Source: the annotation of a GenBank genome assembly